This is a messenger RNA of Rotaria sordida, 252 nucleotides long. The record is from the annotation of a GenBank genome assembly. Lineage: Eukaryota; Metazoa; Rotifera; Eurotatoria; Philodinida; Philodinidae.
AUGACACAAGAACGACCGGAAUUAAAUUAUUAUAUUAAAGAUUAUUGUAAACGAAUGAGUAAAGGAAAAAUGAGAACAUAUGAUCAACAAGAAAACCUUCCAUGGCAACUUGAAUGGGUUUGGCAUGUUCAUCGACUCCAUUCAUUGGCUUAUCUUAAUGAUUGUAAUAAACAACUUUCAGAUGAACUUGUUGAUAAAAAAUGUCCAAAACUUAUUAUAGAUUGUGAUAAACAAGAUAAAUUAAAGAAAUAA